CUUAUGUUACGGUGGUCGUUAUUCAGUUGAUUGUUACGAACCACGAUGAAAACUCAGACAGGUAUCACUUUAGCCGUGGUAGCCUUUUUGGUGUUGCUCUCAUACGUUCAUGGUCAAUUCCAAUGUGCGUGUCAAUAUCAAAUUCGACAAGUGUGCGGACGAAAUGGUAGAACUUACGAUAAUGCUUGUCUAGCCAACUGUGCUGGAACGAGUGUGGAUUGUCGUGGCUCUUGUCCUUGUAAUCAAAGUGGCUUGGUUCAAAUCCCUGGCUUUUAUCCGCCAAGGAGAAACAACAACAACAAGCUUUCCGCUUUCAACAAUGGUGAUAACUUCAAUCCAUGCCUCUGCUGUCCAGAUUAUCGGGAUCGAAACCGCAUUCGGAAUAUUCCUCAGACCGCCUAUUGUGCCCUGACAUACGUGCGAUGCGAAAAAUGUUAAUGAUUUAGAAAACAUGACCUAAAACAUGCUCCAUACAGACUCUAUUUCGAGUUCAAGUUUGGAACGGCUAUAUUUCAAACGAAACGAGAUGAUGUCCUUGAAUAAAUUUGAAUGAGAUGGUAGUCGCUUAAGUUUCAAUUUACGAUCAGUCCUUGCCUUGCUUUGGCAUGAACUAGGUACGUUGGAGCGUCGUUGGGAACCUUUCAUUUAGUGUUGAUCAAUCAUGAGUCGGAAGAUCUUCGGGCCAAAUUUGCUCCUGAGCUUGAUCACUUUGUUGCCUCUAAGUUUGAGCAACACUGCGUUGGCGGCGCCUUGCAUUUGUCAUGCCAUCUACCGGCCGGUUUGCGCCGCCAAUGGCAUAGAUUUUGACAGUGAGUGUGACGCUCAUUGUGCUGGCCAGAAGCUCUCUUGCGAGGGCCAUUGUCCUUGUACUCACGGUCCAGUCCCGCCGCCAGCCGAGAAAGUACCAGGGGUGCCACUUCCGCUUCCGGGUGGAAUCCUCAAUCCCACCAGGGUGGCCAACUUCCAUCGCAACUGUUUGACCUGCUGCUAUUUCGGACGGCGUGACCUUGUGGUUCCCCAUUUAGAAAGCUUCCGCACGGACAACGUUUGCCCGGAAUUUGAAUGCUCGCUUUGCCUUUUUGGGCCAUUGCUCUACAAGCGUAAGCUCUGAAAUCCGAGCUACGAGUACAUAUAAAAGCGUUUUGAGGACAUCAAUAAAGCCAUUCGAAUUUGAAACACCCUCGAAAUAUAACUUACACCCACGUUCAUAGCAUGACGAAUUGGGUGUUGGCUGGCUGGUGAUUAACGUAUUCAAAUAGUCGUAAAACCGGUUUCGCCAAAUCAACAUCAAUCCAUUCUUUUGGAAACCAAAAUAAAUCGUGUCUAAGUGUCACCGAAAAUAUGUCCAUUACACGUGUGUUAGGCCUGGCCUUGAUCUUAGCCUUAGACCUUGUCCAAGGUCAAGAUCAACCUUUCCAAGGGCCGUACCGUUGCAUCUGCCAACUGGAUUUGCGGCCCGUUUGCGGCGUGGAUGGCUUUGACUACCCAAAUAUUUGCACUGCUUUAUGCCAAAGAGUGGUGGUGGCUUGUCAACAACGAUGUCCUUGUCCAACAGAGUCAGAAGGCUCCGACAGUACCGGUGACCCCAUCGGUGGCUCCAACACCACCACCACUCCUACUGGAUCUCCAAUCUUGAACAACUCGUCCUUUACCUUGUCUCCUAAUAGCAGUGAUGGGCACGAUGAGGCGGUAAAAGACCAGCCUUUCUUUGCUGCCAUUGAAGGGGACGAUGGAGAAGGGGUGCCGAGUUGUUCUUGUGAGGAAAAUAAUGAACCCGUUUGUGGGGACGAUAAUACCACGUACAGUAACAAUUGCCAAUUGGAAUGUGCCCAAGUGAAUAAGACUUGUGCGGGAGAAUGUCCCUGCGGAUCGAGUACGGCUGACGGGGGCAUCUUCCUGACCGCGUGUCGAUGUCCGGAUGUGUACGAGCCGAUUUGCGGCCAAAACGGCGAGACCUAUCAGAACGCGUGUUUCGCAGGCUGCAAGGCUGUCCUGGUGGACUGUGAGGGCAAAUGCCCGUGCCUCAAAUCCCGAGCUCGAUCCAUAGACAAGGGUCAGACCGGAGCGUUUGAUUGAGUAAUCGCCGGAGGAUUGCUCGGUUCCCUCCCUCCAAUGGAGGUUAGCUAUGAUGUUUGUAGGUACUACUGGUCCCAAAUGUGAAUCAAGUCGUUAAUCAUAAAUUGAGCUUGCUUGGGCCCGAGUAAGUAGCCAUGAUACAACAUGAUUUCGUGAUUAUGGGCUCUGGCCAUGGAGACUCUUCCCUCUCCAUGGUCUAUUUCUUUGUCGUGGACUGGAUGCGUUGUGUAUACCAUUACCGAGUUCUUCCAGCCUGUGAAGGCAAUUGUCGCCUGUCAUCCUGCCGAAUGAAUAAUCAAAUUCUCUCCCAUUUUUUGCUCUUCUUCCCAACGGAAAACCAACCAGUUAAACUUGAAUCAUGAAUGUAUGCAAGUACUAUGUAUAUACACUCAAUAAAUGGCGAUGUUUUCAAGCA
Molecule: messenger RNA, 2491 nt
Organism: Tigriopus californicus
Lineage: Eukaryota; Metazoa; Arthropoda; Copepoda; Harpacticoida; Harpacticidae
Product: serine protease inhibitor dipetalogastin-like
Exons: 5
Coding region: 1342-2076 (244 amino acids)
Molecular function (GO): protein binding
Source: RefSeq, a predicted model, not a curated record